CAUUGUUUUGAAUAAUUCUUAGCAGUUUUGGUAAAAUUUCGGCUACUUUUUCGUAUUUUGAAACAGUUUUAUCGAAUUAUAGUAACGAAAACUUGAUCAUCCAUCAAGUUUAACUUCUCCAAAUGAUGGACCAUAAUGACCCGGAGUCGGCUGAUUCGUGCAGCCUCACGGAAGAGGAAGUGGAACCAAAGCUGAAAUACGUACGGCUUUCGAACGAUCUGAAAAACAUCCUUUGCGAGGAAGCUGUUAGCUGUAUAGCCGUUCACUCGAAGUUUCUUUGCCUGGGAACGCACUGGGGACGGAUUCACAUGCUGGAUCAUCAGGGCAACCGAGUCGAUACCCCGAUCAAUAUGGGCCAGAAUCCACACACCCUGUCGGUGAACAAGAUUUCGGUGGACAGCAAAGGUGAGCACAUAGCGACCUGUUCCGACGACGGGAUGGUCAUCAUCAGCGGAUUGUGUACGGACGAGAACAACCAAAAGCUAAAACUAGACAAGGUGAUCAAGGCGGUCGAGCUGGAUCCGAUGCACCACAAGUCCGGAUUGGGUCGACGGUUUCUAAUAGGUGACAACAAGUUGGUGCUGUAUGAGAAAACUUUUCUAAAAGGAUUGAAAUCGACGAUAUUAAGCGACUCGGAAGGACCAGUUAGCGCAAUUAAAUGGAAUGGGCAAUUCAUUGCGUGGGCAAGUUCGUUGGGAGUGCACGUCUACGAUUUGAACGAGCGAUGCUCGUUAGGACUAAUCAAAUGGGAGGAACCCAAAGCGGGCAGACUGACAGAUUUCCGCUGCAAUCUAAACUGGUCCAAUCAAACGACUCUGCUCAUCGGAUGGGUGGACACCAUUCGGAUAUGUGUGAUUAGGAAACGAAAUCCCAUAGAGGUUUCGACUCGCAAUCUCCCAGCCUACAUCGUAGAUCCCAUGUCAACAUUCCAAACCGAAUUCUACGUUUGUGGCGUUGCGCCGCUCGAAACCCAUCAAUUGGUAGUAUUAGGGUACUCCAAGGAGCGCGACUCGGAGACGAACAAAGCACUACGACCGAUUCUGUGUGUGCUGCAGUAUAAAGCUAGUGACUACAUCGAAAUCUGCACUGACAGUCUCUCGAUGAGGGGGCACCAGGAAUAUAAGUGUGAUGAUUAUCAUCUGGAUUGUCUGAUUGAAGAAAACCAGUAUUUUAUAGUGUCGCCGAAAGAUGUUGUAGUGGCUAGUUUAUAUGAAACGGAUGAUCGCGUGCAGUGGCUGAUAGAACACGGGAAGUUCGAACAAGCCAUGGAGGUGAUUGCGAAAAAUGGCGGCAAGUACUCGUUGGUCACGGUCGCUCGGCUGUACCUGGACCAUCUACUGUCGUUGCAACAGUUCGACGAAGCGGCCAAAUUAUGUCUGCGUGCCUUCCAGAACGACAAACAGCUGUGGGAGGAAGAGGUGUACAAAUUCGUCAAAGUGAAACAGCUCCGUUCGGUCAGUAACUACAUUCCACGGUCGGCUGAGUGCAAGCUGAAUCCGCACGUGUACGAAAUGGUUCUGUAUGAGUACCUUCAGCUGGAUCCUGAAGGGUUUCUGCAUCUGGUCAAAGAGUGGCAACCGGGACUGUACAACACUAAGGCGGUGAUCAAUGCAAUCAACGAUCAUUUUAACAAAAAGGACGCAAAUAUACUGCUGGAAGCUCUUGCUAUACUGUAUUCUCACGAUAAGGAGUACGACAAAGCGUUAACGAUGUAUUUAAAACUGCAACACAAGGACGUAUUCGAGCUAAUUAAAAACCACAACCUCUACUCGGUCAUCAAGGACACGAUAGUGCAAUUAAUCGAAUUAGAUAGUGAUAAAGCAAUCGCCAUGCUGAUGGAGAAGGACAAGAUUCCCGCGGAAGAUGUGGUCAAGGAGUUGGAAAGUCGCGAAGACUACCUGUAUCGAUAUUUGGAUGCGUACGAUAAGACGGACAACUCCGGAAAAUUCCACUGGAAACUAGUCACCCUCUACGCAAAGUACGAUCCCAGCAAAUUGCUCACGUUUCUCAAACGAUCGAACAACUACCCCAUACAGGAAGCGUUCGACAUCUGUAAGCAGAAGCUGUUCUAUCCGGAGAUGGUUUACUUGUUGGGGAGGAUGGGUAAUACGAGGGAAGCACUAUCGAUCAUCAUUCACAAACUGAAGGAUAUUCAGAUGGCGAUAGAUUUCUGCAAAGAGCACGACGAUAUGGAUCUGUGGAAAGAUCUGAUCAACGAAUCCGUCGAUAAUCCAUGCAUAAUGACCAAGCUGCUGGAUGGCAUUGCUGGGUUUAUCAAUCCUGAAAUACUGGUGAAUAAAAUUAAGAAGGGCCAGGAAAUUCCCGGGUUGAAAAAUUCCAUCAUAAAAAUGUUGUGCGGGUUCAGUCUUCAGGUUUCAAUACAGGACGGUUGUAAUCAGAUUUUGGUUACUGACUACUUCAACAUGCACGAACGAUUGGCCAAAGUGCAACAGGGAGCGCUUCCGGUUACUGGGGACAAUACGUGCGGUUUAUGUCGAAGGGAUAUCAUCGUCAAAGAUCCACCACGAACCGAAACCGAUGUAGUAGUGUUCAACUGUCGGCAUUAUUUCCACGAGAAUUGUUUGCCCGAUAAAUACAAUACGGACCAUUGCACAGUAUGUAAAUCGCGCAAACCACUGUUCUACUCGAGAGUUUUUGUGUUUCACUUCUCACGCCUCCAAUCUGUACCAUCUUUUAUAAAUUUUGCGGUGACCGAAAUUAAUUACCGAACACAUGAAAACCGCAACCCAUACGUGAUCGUUUUACUUGACCAUGUGCUUUUGUUAUCUCGCCGGUUGAGUAUAGCACCGAUUCUCAUCAUGACCCAGCAAGGACCCGCCUUUGACUCCAACUGCAUGACGCUGACGCGUUUCGUGCUACAGGAGCAGAAGAAGUACAAACAAGCCACCGGAGAUUUGUCGCAACUGCUCAACUGCAUCCAGACCGCCAUCAAAGCCAUCAGCUCUGCUGUCCGUAAGGCCGGUAUCGCUAAACUCCAAGGAAUCUCUGGGGAUACCAACGUUCAGGGCGAACAGGUCAAAAAGCUAGAUGUGCUGUCCAACGAAAUUUUCAUCAACAUGCUGAAGUCUUCGUACUCGACGUGCCUGUUGGUUUCGGAGGAGAACGACAACGUCAUCGAAAUCGAGACGGAAAAGCGAGGCAAAUAUGUGGUUUCGUUCGACCCUCUGGAUGGUUCCAGCAACAUCGAUUGUCUGGUUUCGAUUGGUUCCAUUUUCGGAAUAACGAGACAAGCUAACGAAGCAACGGAACCAUCUGUCGCGGAUGCACUCCAGCCUGGCAAUAAGAUGGUAGCCGCCGGCUAUGCGCUGUACGGUUCGGCAACAAUGAUUGUUCUCAGUCUGGGAGAAGGCGUUCAUGGUUUCAUGUACGAUCCAUCAAUCGGAGAGUUCGUCCUAACAGACUACAACAUGCGCAUUCCGGAGCGGGGUAACAUCUACUCCAUCAACGAAGGAUAUGCCUCGGCGUGGGACCCAUCCGUGUACAACUACGUGCAGGACAAGAAGGACCCCGCCAAGGGAAAACCAUACGGAGCGCGUUACGUUGGCAGCAUGGUGGCCGAUGUGCACCGAACAAUCAAAUACGGAGGAAUCUUCAUCUACCCGGCAACGGCCGCCGCCAAGAAUGGAAAGCUGCGACUGCUGUACGAGUGCAACCCAAUGGCUUACAUCGUCACGAAAGCCGGAGGAAAGGCCAGUGCCGGUAAGGAUAAGGAAAUCCUAGACGUAGUGCCAACCUCGAUCCACCAGCGCUGUCCCAUCUAUCUGGGCUCGAAAUUAGACGUCGAAGAAGCUCUUAGUUAUAUUAAGUGAGUCUACUGUGUUCAGUGUUUUACUGUGCCUGUUGCUGUUAUGAACGAGAUUGGUUUGUCCUUUGUAUAUGUUGGAAAAGGUGAAAAUAAAUAAUGAGAUAUUCAAGUAAAUUUUCAUUACCUUUAAA
Aedes aegypti (yellow fever mosquito) is the source of this 3957-nucleotide messenger RNA. Its product is annotated as vacuolar protein sorting-associated protein 41 homolog. The transcript has 15 exons. The coding region runs from base 123 to 3830 and encodes 1235 amino acids. Lineage: Eukaryota; Metazoa; Arthropoda; Insecta; Diptera; Culicidae. Gene Ontology annotation, biological process: sucrose biosynthetic process; fructose 6-phosphate metabolic process; vesicle-mediated transport. Gene Ontology annotation, molecular function: protein binding; fructose 1,6-bisphosphate 1-phosphatase activity. The record is from RefSeq and is a predicted model, not a curated record. Gene Ontology annotation, cellular component: cytosol; cytoplasm.